Messenger RNA from Dromaius novaehollandiae (emu), 3112 nucleotides. It is a transcript of the gene ACAD9, whose product is annotated as acyl-CoA dehydrogenase family member 9. Lineage: Eukaryota; Metazoa; Chordata; Aves; Casuariiformes; Dromaiidae. Bases 57 to 1898 code for a protein of 613 amino acids. Gene Ontology annotation, molecular function: flavin adenine dinucleotide binding; acyl-CoA dehydrogenase activity. The record is from RefSeq and is a predicted model, not a curated record. The transcript is spliced from 18 exons.
GCGCCGCGCGGGCGCAGAGCCGUCACGUGGCCCGGCGGCGCGGGCAGCUGGCGGCCAUGAGCGGCCUGCUGCUACUGCGGGCCGCGCGCUCCGCGCUCCCCGCCGCCCUCCGCCGCCACCUGCGCACCGCCGCGCCGCGCCCCGCCUUCGCCAAGGAGCUCUUCCUGGGGAGGCUGCGGAAGGAAGAAGUUUUUCCUUAUCCAGAAAUUAACAACGAAGAACUAGAGGAGAUCAACCAGUUUGUGGGACCUGUAGAAAAAUUCUUCAAUGAAGAAGUGGACUCUAAGAAAAUUGAUCGAGAUGCAGAAAUCCCACCUGAAACUUUAAAAGGACUGAAGAACCUGGGUCUCUUUGGCAUGCAGAUUCCAGAGGAAUAUGGUGGUCUUGGUCUAUCAAAUACCAUGUAUGCACGUUUGGGAGAAAUCAUUUCUUCAGAUGGAUCCAUAGCAGUUACUCUGGCAGCUCAUCAAGCUAUUGGGCUUAAGGGAAUCCUCAUUGCUGGCACUGAUGAACAGAAAGCGAAGUACUUGCCUAAAUUGGCAUCUGGGGAGCACAUUGCAGCUUUCUGUCUCACAGAACCAGGAAGUGGAAGUGAUGCUGCAUCCAUCCAGACAAGAGCAACCCUCAGUGAAGAUGGGAAAUACUUCUUAUUAAAUGGCUGCAAGGUUUGGAUAUCUAAUGGUGGCCUCGCUAAUAUUUUCACAGUAUUUGCUAGAACAGAAAUUGUUGAUAAAGAUGGAACACUAAAAGACAAAAUCACUGCUUUCAUCGUAGAGCGAGAUUUUGGUGGAGUCACUCAUGGGAAACCUGAGGAUAAAUUAGGCAUUCGAGGAUCCAAUACAUGUGAAGUACAUUUUGAAAACACAAAAGUGCCUAUAGAGAAUGUUAUUGGAGAAGUAGGAGGGGGAUUUAAGAUUGCCAUGAAUAUCCUAAACAGUGGAAGAUUUAGCAUGGGCAGUGCAUCUGCUGGAAUGAUUAAAAAAUUGAUAGAAAUGACAGCAGACUAUGCUUGUACCAGGAAACAAUUCAAUAAGAAACUGAGUGAAUUUGGAUUAAUUCAGGAGAAGUUUAGUUUUAUGGCUGUGAAAGCGUACGUAAUGGAGAGUAUGGCUUACCUCACUGCAGGAAUGAUGGACAGGCCAGGGUUUCCAGAUUGCUCAGUGGAGGCAGCCAUGGUCAAGGUGUUCAGUUCUGAAGGUGCAUGGACUUGUGUAAGUGAAGCCCUGCAAAUUCUUGGAGGCCUUGGCUAUAUGAAAGAUUACCCCUAUGAACGCUAUCUCAGAGAUACCAGGAUACUUCUGAUUUUUGAGGGAACAAACGAAAUUCUGCGAUUGUAUAUUGCUUUGACGGGUAUGCAAUAUGCAGGCAAAAUCUUAACUGAUAAAAUUAAAGAGAUCAAGAAAGGAAAUGCAGGAGUGGCACUAGAGGAGUUUUUAAGCAAAUUCCGGGACAUGAUGGGCAGAAAAGUGGAUUAUGGGCUAGUUGGUGAACGUGGAGUAGUGCAUCCCAGUCUUGAGGCAAGUGGCAAGAAACUUGAGGAAAAUAUUCAUUAUUUUGGAGCUUCAGUGAAAGGCCUUCUAAGCAGGUUUGGCAAGACAAUAGUGGAUGAGCAGCUGGUUCUGAAGAGAGUGGCAGAUAUAGUUAUUAAUUUAUAUGCAAUGACAGCAGCUAUUUCCAGAGCUAGCCGGUCUAUCAGUAUUGGUCUAAGAAAUCACGACCAUGAAGUGCUUCUUACAAAUAUCUUCUGCACAGAAGCAUAUUUCAAGAAUAAUUAUGCCAUAGCUCAAUUAGAAAAAUAUGCGGACGAAAACCUGGAUGACAGCAUUAAAAAAGCUGCAAAGCAAGUGCUGGAAAAAGGAGCCUAUAUAUGUUCUCACCCACUGGACAGGACAUUCUGAUUAAUUCACUGACAGCAAAUGAACUGCAGAAAGUUACUUAUUGUUCAUUUACAAUCAUCAGGUUAAAUGUCUGGACACCUUAAAAAUAACUAUUUCAUGAGUUUAGCAAUUGUAAUUAGCUGUAACUGUAAAAUAAAAUUUCCAAACCCAACUUCAUAUAUGGAAGACAAAUGAAGAAAUUCGAUUUAAAUCUCCAGUUAUCUUACUAGGUGUGUGUGUCUGUUUCCCUUGGAGCUAAAUAAAAGUGGUUAAGGUGCACAUUGUGAGAUCUUUCCUUCCACAGGUAAGGAUGGAUUGUUUGUAAGUAUCUUUAAGCUUAAUCAACUAUUUUCUUACCUUUAGAUAAGCACCGAAAGACUUGCAGAAUCACAGCACAGUUUAGUUUGGAAGGGACCUCUGGAGGUCACCUGACCCAAGCCCCUGCUGAAAGCAGGGCCAGCUACGCUCAUCAUUGCCUUGCAUGGGCAAGUUUUUAGUAUCUCUAAGGAUGGGGGUUCCACCAGCUCUCUGGGCCCCUGUUUAAAAGCUUAUUCCUGUAUCCUAUCAAGAACUUCCCCAUGUUCUCAAGUCAUACCCUGGCCCAAUUAUUAUUAUUUUUUUUCCAACAAGUAAGUUUUUCAAUUAAAGACAAGCUCUCAUCUUUAUUUAAAAAAAAGUGUCAUGAGAAAAAGUAUUGAUCAUCAACAUUAUUCAGAUGUAAUGAUAUUUAUAUAUUUUUUUCCUAUUCUCUUGCUAAACAAUUUAGCCCAGUUUAGUUACCUCUUUGCCUAAAUUAGCUUAAUUUCAUCCAGUAGACAUGUUCAACAGUUAAGCAACUGUUCCCAUCCUUGCCUUUAAGAAGUAUUUGCUGGCCAGAUUUCAAUAGGAAGACACUUAUUUUAGGUACAAGUAUACGUUACCAAUUAUCUGUUGUUCAUUAAUGCUUCUUGUUUAUCAGAUUACCUGCAUCCAGAAUAACUGUUGGUGCCAUCAUAUCAUUCUGGAGAGGGUCUUGCUGUUGUGCAAGGAUGGUGGAGUGUCCUCGUGCUGAUCGUUCUCUCUUGUAAACAAAUGAAUGUUUAUAGCAAAGUAACCUGGAACGAAGAUGUAAGCUUACAUUAAGCUGCAUCUUUUUUCAGCCUACAAAUCAUCUUUUCUAAUAGCGCUGCAAUUUUUCAAUGAAAUAAAGAUGUUUACAGAUUCAGUGGUGUUUAAUAAAGUUUACUGUUAGCCAA